CCACACUACGUCUUUCUCCAACAAUCACGUCUAGACCGAUAUACUAUCGCCCAGCUUACCCAGACCUAACCACCGACCUCAGACGCAGACUCGGCCUCAAACAGAUAAAGUCUACAAAUAAAAUGACAGACACACAAGAACAACCAUCCUCAUUGUCGGACCCAUCUACGCUGGGAUCAACUUCAAAAUCAAAAUCUACAACCAGACCAGCUUCUGAGGUAGAGGACUUGUCUACUCGACCUGGCGCGGAGAAAAAACCACGACUUGGAUCUCCACUAAAAUCUGUGGCAUCUGCACCUAUCCCAGCUCCAGCAGCCGAUCUUGAAAGAUUAGAGAAUGGCAAUCCAGAACUCGUCGUAGCUGCCAACGAGCUCGCCACCAUCAAACCCGCACGAACUCAAAAGCAAUCCAACAAAGCCGCCAAAAAAUCCCGCAAACAAAAAGGCAAAGAACCCGAGCCAGGAACGUCGGAGGAUGUCGUGCUGAGGGAGGUCAGGGCGUUGUUGGGCAAGGAAGCGGUGGAGAAGGCACAGGAAGAGGGAUGGGAGUUCAAGAGUCCGUUUGAGUUCCGGGAGGAGGUAGAGGUCGUGGUUAGUGCGAUGAGUUCGACUGGCGAAGCCCUCGCCCUCGUCCACCCCUCUUCAUCAUCUCCCUCGAAGCCCCAGGCCAAUCCUCACCCUUGGGUCCUCAUAGUUCCCUUCUGCCUUCCUGGAGAAACCAUUCGUGCCCGGGUGUACCGUUCGGCUCGGCUACACUCCUUUGCAGACUUGAUUAGCGUUGUGAAGCCGAAUGAUGAAUUGAGAGAUAUGGAGAGAGUGCGGUGUCGGUAUUUUGGCAGCUGUGCAGGGUGUCAAUAUCAGAUGUUAUCGUACGAGAAGCAGCUGGAGCUAAAGCAAGACGUCGUCGUCAAAGCCUACCAGCACUACUCCGACCUUCCCCCAACCUCAAUCCCCACGAUUGAAUCCACGAUCGGGUCACCCCUUCAAUAUGGCUACCGCACGAAGAUAACGCCGCACUUCGACGCGCCGCCGAAGAAACUUCAGAAGAAUGUGGAAGGUAGACCAGAAGGGAGGCCGGAUUGGUUGAAUAUCGGGUUUAAUAAGAUUGGGAAGAGGACGGUGCUGGAUAUCGAGGAAUGUCCGAUUGCGACACCGGUUAUUAACGAGGAGUAUACGAAGAUGCGGAAGACGAUUGAGCAAAAAAUAUACACCUACAAGAAAGGCGUUUCCCUCCUCCUUCGUGACUCUCUCGAGAUUCCACCUCCUAAAGAGCCAGAAGUCCAACAACCUACAGAAUCAGAGCCAACUCCCCAAGAACCCACAGAAACCUCCACAAUAUCUUCUCUCACCUCCGCCCUAGAAAAACAUGUCUGCAUCACUGACCACAAAGCGACAGUCCGCGAACGCGUCGGCGAUACAGUGUUCGACUACACCGCAGGCUCGUUCUUCCAGAACAAUAACUCUGUCCUAGUCCCUCUCACUUCCUACGUUCGGGACGCCAUUUUCCCACCCUCCUCCUCCGAUCCGGAUCUCCUUGCCGCCGCGAACAGCAAAAAACCGACGAACUUAGUAGACGCCUACUGCGGCGCCGGCCUCUUCGCGCUCACCCUCGCCCCCUACUUCACUCACGUUUCCGGCAUCGAACUCUCGACCGCCUCCAUCGCCUCCGCCACCUCCAACGCCGCUAUGAACUCGCUCUCGCAUGUUGCCACGUUCCUCUCUGGAGACGCAGCAGAUAUAUUUGCGAAGGUCCAAGGGUUUGAGAGGGACGAGACGGUGGUGAUCAUAGAUCCACCACGGAAAGGGUGCGAUGAGAGGUUUUUGAAGCAGUUGAUCGGCUUUGGGGCGAGCAAGGUGGUUUAUGUGAGUUGCAAUGUGCAUACGCAGGCGAGGGAUGUGGGGUGGGUUGUGAGAACGACGGCGGAAGAACAGGAGAGAGGGGAGAGGAAGGGGCGGUAUGUGUUGGAGAGUUUGAGAGGGUUCGAUUUGUUUCCCCAGACGGCGCAUGUGGAGAGUGUGGCGGUUUUGAAGCUGGAGGAGUGAUUCGCGUCAUUUACAAUAAUUUAUUGUGUCAGUAUAUGCG
Stereum hirsutum FP-91666 SS1 is the source of this 2082-nucleotide messenger RNA. RefSeq names its product S-adenosyl-L-methionine-dependent methyltransferase. The record is from RefSeq and is a predicted model, not a curated record. Gene Ontology annotation, biological process: tRNA processing. NCBI's taxonomy places the organism in Eukaryota, Fungi, Basidiomycota, Agaricomycetes, Russulales, Stereaceae. The coding region runs from base 600 to 2042 and encodes 480 amino acids. The transcript has 6 exons. Gene Ontology annotation, molecular function: tRNA (uracil(54)-C5)-methyltransferase activity, S-adenosyl methionine-dependent.